CAGUCAGACAUUCAGAGGGACUUGACUCUCCUUUUGAAGCCUGCUCAUCCUCAGCCCUCCGCCGCUCACACACUCUCUUUUUGAGUUUUCAACUUUUGAAAACAACUUUUUUUUCUGCAAACAUGAAGAAAACCGUUCACACCUUCUCCGCCACAUCCACAGGCUCAAUGCCACGACGCUCCACUUCUGUUAGUUUGAGCAAUAGUAGGUACGGUAGUUAUGGCAAUGUUGGUGGUGGUGCCAGUUAUGCCAUUGGUGGCAGCGUCAGGCAGUCCGCAGCACCAUCUGUGGCAUUUGCUUCAUUUGGUAGAGGUGGAUAUGACCCGAUAACGCCUACUAUCACAGCUGUCACUGUCAACUCAAGCCUGCUGGCCCCCCUGAACCUGGAGAUUGACCCCACUAUCCAGGCUGUCCGCACCCAGGAGAAGGAGCAGAUCAAGACCCUCAACAACCGCUUCGCCUCCUUCAUCGACAAGGUGCGCUUCCUGGAGCAGCAGAACAAGAUGCUUGAGACCAAGUGGAGCCUUCUGCAGGAUCAGACCACCACCCGGUCCAACAUUGAGGGCAUGUUUGAGGCCUACAUUGCCAACCUGCGCAGACAGCUUGACGGGCUUGGCAAUGAGAAGAUCAAGCUGGAGGGAGAGCUGAGGAACAUGCAGGGCCUGGUUGAGGACUUCAAGAGAAAGUAUGAGGACGAAAUCAACAAGCGUGCAUCUGUGGAGAACGAGUUUGUGCUGCUGAAGAAGGAUGUUGAUGGUGCCUACAUGAACAAGGUGGAGCUGGAAGCCAAGGUUGAUGCUCUUCAGGAUGAGAUCAACUUCCUCAGGGCUGUCUAUGAGGCUGAGCUGCGUGAGCUGCAGGGACAGAUCAAGGACACCUCAGUCAUUGUGGAGAUGGACAACAGCCGCAACCUUGACAUGGAUGCUAUUGUGGCUGAAGUGCGCGCUCAGUAUGAGGACAUUGCCAACCGCAGCAGAGCUGAGGCAGAGACUUGGUAUAAGCAGAAGUAUGAGGAGAUGCAGAGCUCAGCUGGACAGUAUGGUGAGGACCUGCGCUCUACCAAGGCUGAGAUUGCUGAACUGAACCGCAUGAUUGCCCGUCUUCAGAAUGAGAUCGAGGCUGUCAAGGGACAGAGGGCUAACCUUGAGGCUCAGAUCGCAGAGGCCGAGGAGCGUGGUGAGCUGGCAGUGAAGGACGCCAAGCUCCGCAUCAGGGAGCUGGAGGAGGCUCUUCAGAGAGCCAAGCAGGACAUGGCCCGCCAGGUGCGCGAGUACCAGGAGCUGAUGAACGUGAAGCUGGCACUGGACAUUGAGAUUGCCACCUACAGAAAACUGCUGGAGGGAGAGGAGACCAGACUGUCCAGUGGUGGCGCUGCCGCAACCAUCCAUGUGCAGCAGUCCUCUGGAGGUGGUGGAUUGUCCAGCGCUAGCUCCAGCGGCCAGUUUGGCUAUGGUGGCGGCAUGAGUGGAAGCGGAGGUGCCAUUGUGACCAAGUCCUACUCUUCGACCUCAAGGCGCAUGCUUUAAAAAGGAGAGCCUAUUCCCAUUCUGAAAUGCUUUAAUUUGAUCUAAAUCUGGACCCUUUCAUGGUGCUAUCAAAUACUGAUAAACAUGUUCAAUGUCAGGGCUGAAUAUCUAAUGAUCUGAUGGCACAAAGAAUUCUUGAUAUAAUGUCAGAAAAAAAAUGUUAGUAGAUUUUGUUACACUGCCAACACUUUCAAGGAUCAUUAGGUGCUCUCCCAUAUUACACUGUUUAACAGUAUUGAAGAGAAGAAUCUGCUGGUAAAUGUGGCCUUAAAACACUAAGUCAGUGAAGCACAAAUUGUUCUUUCUGCACUGACAUAGAGGGGAUACAAGAAAACAAAACAAAACAAACAAACAAACAUACAAACAAAACACAAAGGUCUUGAGAAAAUGUUAAAACUAGCCAUUGAAAACAUUGCAAAACACUUUGCUCUAUCAUGUCAAGAUAUAUUCUACAUGUAACACACUGAAUAAACUGUUCUGAAAUCAGAUUCACAAACCACUAGGGUUGAUUUUAUAUUGCCCAAUGGUUUAUGUCUAAUGGGAAGAAUAAAAUUCAUCUUCUAUUAAAGUGCCAUAUUGAGAGGGGCAAGUCUUUGGCCAAAUUUGGUUCUUGAAGAAAAAAAAAAAGAAUAAGAAUAAGAAAAAAAAGAAACAGUUUCUAUAUCCAAAGCUUUAUUUUAUUCUUAUUUUUUUUUAUUAACUGCCGGGUGCUUACUGUUAUCUGAUUGGUUAACAACUUGUUCCUUCCAGUGUUCUGUCAAAUGUUUUCCUGCUUAGUUUAGCUUUUUCUUGACAUGAAACUACAAGUACACUGGAACCAGAUUUAUUUGUAAAUGUCCUGUUAGCAAAAUGUCUGAUGGAUGUUGUGUAAACAGACCACAAAAAUUGAAUAAAAUAAAUCUGAGAACUCAA
Myripristis murdjan (pinecone soldierfish) is the source of this 2438-nucleotide messenger RNA. RefSeq names its product keratin, type II cytoskeletal 8-like. The transcript has 9 exons. The coding region runs from base 123 to 1526 and encodes 467 amino acids. NCBI's taxonomy places the organism in Eukaryota, Metazoa, Chordata, Actinopteri, Holocentriformes, Holocentridae. Gene Ontology annotation, molecular function: structural constituent of skin epidermis. Gene Ontology annotation, biological process: keratinization; intermediate filament organization. Gene Ontology annotation, cellular component: keratin filament. The record is from RefSeq and is a predicted model, not a curated record.